Lobosporangium transversale is the source of this 1492-nucleotide messenger RNA. RefSeq lists its product as hypothetical. The record is from RefSeq and is a predicted model, not a curated record. The transcript is spliced from 5 exons. Bases 208 to 1467 code for a protein of 419 amino acids. NCBI's taxonomy places the organism in Eukaryota, Fungi, Mortierellomycota, Mortierellomycetes, Mortierellales, Mortierellaceae. Gene Ontology annotation, molecular function: ubiquitin protein ligase activity.
CUUUCUUCUUCAAUUCCGUUCCUUGCCCGUCCUCGUCGACCCUUACUCCUCUUUAUCGUUAUACCACCUUCCCCGAAGUUAUCAAGGGAAAAAUAGCUAUUAGUGAAGGAAACAAUAUUAAAAACCAUUCAAACUCUCUGUUCCUGGAACGAGACGCAAGGACAUUACUCUAAACCUCACAAAACUAAGCAUUAGGCUUCAAACUUCAUGGACAAUUCCUCAGCUCACGACGACGCAGCGGCAGUAGCUAGCCCUCGUCCUCGUCACGAAUUCUGGUGUCACCAGUGUGCUGUAGAAAUCACCCCGCUCAUGGUACCACAUCCACUCUGCCCAGAAUGCCAUAGUGAAUUUGUUGAAAAGAUCGAAGAAGACAACGAUCCGCGCAACUUUGUUGAAAAUGCAGGCGAAGACAUCGAGAACGGUGACGAGCAAGGGCAUAUACAAUUAUUCAUCGAGGAUCUACAACGUAUGGUUCAGCUUGUAGGAUUGAUGCGACCAGUAGGGGAACAGGCUAGUCGACCACGGGCCCGACGCAGUGAAGACAUAGCAACAGGAGACCAUUCUGACUCCCUUACUCUACUUGAUCACCCACUACGGUCUAGGGAUCGCUUUGAUGGCCUCACCACUAUAAUAUCAGAUGAUGACGAGAAUGACAACGUUGGUGAUGAUGGCGACGAUGAUGAUGGCCAUGAUAGCCAUGAUAUAAUUGUGGACAUUUCACAAGCAAAUGGCGACCCCGAUGACCCAAAUAGAGCUGAUAGAUUUCAACAAUCUCGAGCGUUUUUAAUUAGCUUUUUGGAGCGAAUGCAACAAGAGAUGAGCCCUGCUACGGAGAGCGCCUCAGAUAGCCCUGGUCAUGAUACGGGCUUGAGUGGUCUAUUUAAUAUGAUUGGCAAUCCUGGGGAUUAUGUGUUCAGUCAGGCAGGAUUGGAUGAUGUCAUUACACAGUUGAUGGAGAUGCAAGGGCGCCAGAACGGACCUGUUGGAGCAUCCGAUGAGAUCAUUGAAAGCAUACCACCACAUAUCCUCACGGACGAAGAGUUAGCAGCAAAAACUGAGUGUAGCGUGUGCAAAGACGAGUUCACAAAAGAAGAUAACUUGUUGCAACUGAAAUGCAGGCAUAUCUUCCAUGAAGAUUGCAUCAAGCCUUGGCUUAAAUUGAAUGGUACUUGCCCAACUUGUCGGUUUGAAUUGGUACCCCAACAUGGUGGGCACGAUAACAAUCAACAGAGAAAUUCAACUUCAGGAGGGAAUGACGGCCAGUCUUCAGGGCAGGACAACAACGCACAGACCCUACCAACUCCGACCGGACCCACAUCUGAAGGAGGUGAGGUUGGAAAUAGGAUCCUCACAUCAAGAGUAAACUCUAUUCCUGGUGCAUUUCCGUCUUCUACGCGAUACAGUCCAUUUCGACAUGAAAGUAAUAGCAAUUCGACUUCAUCUCCUUCCGCAGAUGAUGUUGACUAAUAGAAUAUAGCACGUUUUCAUAAAG